CUGAGUGUAAUAUCCGGUCAAUGAGUCCAUCCAUGCGUUCAUUGACUGCAUAUUUGGUCGAAAAUUUGGACACAAUUUCUGUGAAUCACUCAUAAUAUCAGUGAUUGUGAGCUAUGGCUGCAAACCAAGACAUGACUACUUUGACUAUCAAUGAGUUUGAAUCAUUGGUACAACCGGUGGACGCACACGAAGAUCAGGGAAAGGUAUUGAUCGACAAACUGCGAGUGCGAACCACGGGACUGGUAGCCCAGGGCUCCGGUAGUCGUACGGAACGGGUGUUUCACUUCCACACGGAUGGCCAACACAACUAUUCAACGGAUAAAGAGUUACCGAAACUAUUAUCACCGCAAAAGUGGUCGCAACUGGAGGGUCGGCACAUGGAGUCGGGUUACGAGGAGUGCCUCCAAAACGAUGGACUCAUCACUGAUUACGACAAGUAUUGGCACCAGAAAUGGCAUCACUUUCUCAAAGCCAUUCAUGACAACCAUUUGAUCGCCAAAUAUAAGCCACAGUUUGUGUCAUUUGGUGGACCCGUUGCCGACAUAAUGGCCACACGUUUUGAUAAUGCAUUCAAUUGGAUGGUGACUGCCGUUAGAGUCAAGGGGAUAAUCUACUUAUUGAAGACUGGGAACCGGCGACCAAUUGUCCUAGAACCCAAUGCCUGGACAUACUGUGCACUCAAUUUCUUGCACUCCAUCACCGAUAGGGACGACAACCGGAAGAAUGAAUACGAGAAACACUUUGCCAUCAAUUGUCUUGACGUGGAUUCGCACCGACUGUUGACUCUCAACGAAGUGAAAGCCGUAGACGACAAGCACCAGGAGGUGGACCUAAAACUGGUGCGCGCCAUACGGUCGGCCAGAAAUCACAACUUCAUGAGUAAAAAGUUGUUGAAAUUUUGGUCGAAGGCAUGGGUGCAGGGAAUGGAUCAGAUUGUGAUGGCUAACAUCGAGGAUGAUAAUCAUAUACUGGACGUGGAGGUCCGUUAUGUGUCCCAAAUGCCGGAGCAAACACAUGGCAAGUGGUCUGACGACAGGUGUAUUGAAUUCCUCAAUAGAUUCCUGUCAUUCGCGAAGACAUGCAUUACUGAAGACAGAGUU
Molecule: messenger RNA, 1100 nt
Organism: Oppiella nova
Lineage: Eukaryota; Metazoa; Arthropoda; Arachnida; Sarcoptiformes; Oppiidae
Source: the annotation of a GenBank genome assembly